Molecule: messenger RNA, 1178 nt
Organism: Equus quagga
Lineage: Eukaryota; Metazoa; Chordata; Mammalia; Perissodactyla; Equidae
Product: EH domain-containing protein 2
Exons: 4
Biological process (GO): endocytic recycling; cilium assembly; endocytosis
Cellular component (GO): perinuclear region of cytoplasm; early endosome; endocytic vesicle
Molecular function (GO): GTP binding; cadherin binding
Source: RefSeq, a predicted model, not a curated record
CCCGUUCCCUCCUCCCGGCUCCGGCCCCACCCGGCUCAGACGGCUCCGGACGGGACCGCGAGCACAGGCCGCUCCGGGCGCCUCGGAUCCCGCGGGACCCACCGCCCUGCCGCGCGCUCCGGCCGCCCGCGCGCCCCACCGGCAGCUCCCCACUGCGCGCAUCCUCCUCGGUGAGCCCAGCGGGCACGCGCCGCCACCAUGUUCAGCUGGCUGAAGCGGGGCGGGGCGCGGGGCCAGCAGCCCGAGGCCAUCCGCACGGUGACCUCGGCUCUCAAGGAGCUGUACCGCACCAAGCUGCUGCCUCUCGAGGAGCACUACCGCUUCGGGGCCUUCCACUCGCCGGCCCUGGAGGACGCCGACUUCGAUGGCAAGCCCAUGGUGCUGGUGGCCGGCCAGUACAGCACGGGCAAGACCAGCUUCAUCCAGUACCUGCUGGAGCAGGAGGUGCCCGGCUCCCGCGUGGGGCCCGAGCCCACCACCGACUGCUUCGUGGCUGUCAUGCACGGCGACACCGAGGGCACCGUGCCGGGCAACGCCCUCGUCGUGGACCCGGACAAGCCCUUCCGAAAACUCAACCCGUUUGGGAACACCUUCCUCAACAGGUUCAUGUGCGCCCACCUCCCCAAUCAGGUCCUGGAGAGCAUCAGUAUCAUUGACACCCCGGGCAUCCUGUCAGGCGCUAAACAGAGAGUGAGCCGCGGCUACGACUUCCCGGCCGUGCUGCGCUGGUUCGCGGAGCGCGUGGACCUCAUCAUCCUGCUCUUUGACGCGCACAAGCUGGAGAUCUCGGACGAGUUCUCGGAGGCCAUCGGCGCACUGCGCGGCCACGAGGACAAGAUCCGCGUGGUGCUCAACAAGGCCGACAUGGUGGAGACGCAGCAGCUGAUGCGCGUCUACGGGGCGCUCAUGUGGGCGCUGGGCAAGGUGGUGGGCACGCCCGAGGUGCUGCGCGUCUACAUCGGCUCCUUCUGGUCCCAGCCCCUCCUCGUGCCCGACAACCGGCGCCUCUUCGAGCUGGAGGAGCAGGACCUCUUCCGCGACAUCCAGGGCCUGCCUCGCCACGCUGCCCUGCGCAAGCUCAACGACCUGGUCAAGAGGGCGCGGCUGGUGCGGGUGAGCGGGGCUGGGGGCGGGCGGGAGAGGGGGGAUGGGGGAUGGGCGAGCAGUGGGGGGGAUGG